AUGUCUCUGCUUAACCCUGUCCUGCAACCCCCCGGGGUGAAGGCCUAUCUGAGCCAAGGGGAGCGCUUCAUCAGAUGGGAUGAUGAAACAACAAUAGCCUCCCCGGUUAUCCUCCGGGUGGAUCCCAAGGGCUACUACUUGUACUGGACAUAUCAGAGUAAGGAGAUGGAGUUUCUGGAUAUCACCAGCAUCCGGGACACCCGCUUUGGGAAGUUUGCCAAGAUGCCCAAGAGCCAGAAGCUCCGGGAUGUCUUCAACAUGGACUUUCCUGACAACAACUUCCUGCUGAAGACGUUCACCGUGGUGUCUGGCCCUGACAUGGUGGACCUCACCUUCCAUAACUUCGUUUCCUACAAAGAGAACGUGGGCAAGGACUGGGCUGAAGAUGUCCUGGCUCUGGCUAAGCACCCGCUGAUGGCCAACGCCUGCCGCACUACAUUCCUGGACAAGAGCCUGGUGAAGCUCAAGAUGCAGCUCAACCCUGAAGGGAAGAUUCCUGUGAAGAAUUUUUUCCAGAUGUUUCCUGCUGACCGCAAGCGGGUGGAAGCUGCCCUCAGCGCCUGCCACCUCCCAAAAGGCAAGAAUGAUGCCAUCAAUCCCGAGGACUUCCCAGAAUCCGUCUACAAGAGUUUCCUCAUGAGCCUUUGUCCUCGGCCAGAAAUAGAUGAGAUCUUCACAUCCUACCACGCCAAAGCCAAACCCUACAUGACUAAGGAGCACCUGGCCAAAUUCAUCAACCAGAAACAGCGCGACUCCAGGCUCAACUCCCUGCUGUUCCCGCCUGUGAGGCCUGACCAGGUGCAGGGCCUCAUCGACAAGUAUGAGCCCAGAGGCAUCAACGUGCAGAGGGGCCAGCUAUCCCCCGAGGGCAUGGUAUGGUUUCUCUGCGGGCAAGAGAACAGCGUGCUGGCCCGGGACAAGCUGCUGCUGCACCACGACAUGACGCAGCCACUCAACCAUUACUUCAUCAACUCCUCCCACAACACCUACCUGACAGCUGGCCAGUUCUCAGGCCUUUCCUCUGCCGAGAUGUACCGCCAGGUGCUGCUGGCGGGCUGCCGCUGCGUGGAGCUGGACUGCUGGAAGGGGAAGCCCCCUGAUGAGGAGCCCAUUAUCACCCAUGGCUUCACCAUGACCACAGACAUCUAUUUCAAGGAAGCAAUUGAAGCUAUUGCAGAAAGUGCCUUUAAGACCUCCCCUUAUCCGGUCAUCCUGUCAUUUGAAAACCACGUGGACUCACCCCGCCAACAGGCUAAGAUGGCCGAGUACUGCCGAACGAUAUUUGGGGAUAUGCUGCUCACAGAGCCACUGGAAAAGUUCCCACUGAAACCAGGCAUCCCCCUGCCCAGCCCUGAGGAUCUCCGAGGCAAGAUCCUCAUCAAGAACAAGAAGAACCAGUUUUCUGGUCCUGCAGCCCCCAGCCAGGAGCUGGGUGGGGAGGCUGAGGGGAGCGGCCCACCCGAUGUCCCUGUGGGUGAGGACACAGUGCUGAUGGAGCUGUAUGUGGCAGCGUGGGCUGGUGAGGAAGGGGCUGAGCUGGAGGAGGAAGAGGUGGAAGAGGAGGAGGAGGAGUCAGGAAGCCUGGAUGAAGAAGAGAUGAAGAAGAUGCAGUCAGAUGAGGGCACAGCGGGCCUGGAGGUGACGGCUUACAAGGAGAUGUCCAGCCUAGUCAAUUACGUCCAACCCACCAAGUUCAUCUCCUUCGAGUCCUCUGCCCAGAAGAACCGAAGUUAUGUCAUUUCCUCCUUCACGGAGCUCAAGGCUUACGACCUGCUCUCCAAGUCCUCAGUGCAGUUUGUAGACUACAACAAGCGCCAAAUGAGCCGCAUCUACCCCAAGGGCACCCGCAUGGACUCCUCCAACUACAUGCCCCAGAUGUUCUGGAAUGCUGGUUGCCAGAUGGUUGCCCUCAACUUCCAGACGAUGGACCUGCCCAUGCAGCAGAACAUGGCGCUCUUUGAGUUCAACGGGCAGAGUGGCUACCUCCUCAAGCAUGAGUUCAUGCGUCGGUUGGACAAGCAGUUCAACCCCUUCUCGGUGGACCGCAUCGACGUGGUGGUAGCCACCACCCUUUCCAUUACGGUGAUCUCUGGGCAGUUCCUGUCAGAACGCAGUGUGCGCACCUAUGUGGAAGUGGAGCUGUUUGGCCUUCCUGGGGACUCCAAGAGGCGCUAUCGCACCAAACUGUCACCCAGUACCAAUUCCAUCAAUCCUGUCUGGAAGGAGGAGCCCUUUGUCUUUGAAAAGAUACUGAUGCCUGAGCUGGCCUCCCUCAGGGUGGCUGUGCUGGAGGAUGGCAACAAGUUUCUUGGACACCGCAUCAUCCCCAUAAAUGCCCUGAAUUCUGGAUACCACCAUCUGUGCCUGCACAGUGAGAGCAACAUGCCGCUCACCAUGCCUGCGCUGUUUGUCUUCCUGGAGAUGAAGGACUAUGUACCUGACACCUGGGCAGAUCUCACGGUGGCCCUCGCCAAUCCCAUCAAGUUCUUCAGUGCCCAUGAUAAGAAGUCUGUGAAGCUCAAGGAAGCCAUGGGAGGCCUGCCUGAGAAUCCCUUCCCUCUCGGGAGUCCAGUUGCCCACCAGGUCAAUGGGUCAUCGGCUCCAACGAGCAACGGGUCAGCAGGUACGCACUGCGGGGUCCCCCCACCUACCGGAAGGGUCUCGACCUCUCCGCUGCGCUGCACCGGUAGGCACAUCCCAGACGGGCGGCAGUUCUCUAUAAAAACAAAAACAACCCCGAGAAAACUUUCACCUGGGGAGGGAACGGCUGCAUGUGAAGCCUCGGGCUGGGCAGUGCGCAGCAGGGGGCCCACACCGCCACCCCCGGGAGGCGCGGGAGCGGCCGAGCCGAGGGCACCGAGAGCCUCUCCUUUGGCUCUUGCAGCAGCCGGGGCCAAGGCCAGGGAGGAGGCCACGAAAGAAGCUGCGGCAGAGCCGCGGACCGCCAGCCUGGAGGAGCUGCGGGAGCUGAAGGCCGUCGUGAAGCUGCAGCGGCGGCACGAGAAGGAGCUGCGGGAGCUGGAGCGGCGCGGCGCGCGGCGCUGGGAGGAGCUGAAGCAGAGGGGCGCGGCGCAGCGGGCCGAGUUCGGGACGCCGGGAGCUGGGGGCAGCGGCGAGGGCCGGGGCCGCAAGCUCGGCCCGGGGAAAGGCUCCCGCAAAAAGAGGACCCCGCCGGGCGUGGAACCCGCCGGGGCGGCGCCGGCCGAAGGACCCGAGGGCGCGGACGCGCGUCUGCGAGAGCUGAGGGAAAGGCUGGAGCUGGAGCUGCUGCAGCAGGGCGAGGAGCAGUGCGAGUGUGUCCUGAGGCGCAGGGAGCAGCAAGUGGCCGAGCAAAUGACCAAGAUGAUGGAGCUGGCCAGAGAAAAACAGGCUGCAGAGCUGAAGACCCUCAAGGAGACUUUGGAGACUGACACCAAAGAGAUGAAGAAAAAGCUGGAGGCCAAAAGGCUGGAGCGGAUCCAGGCCAUGAUGAAGGUCACCACAGACAAGAUGGCUCAGGAGAGGUUGAAGAGAGAGAUUAACAACUCCCACAUCCAGGAGGUGGUGCAGGUCAUCAAGCAGAUGACGGAGAACCUGGAGAGGCACCAGGAGAAGCUGGAACAGAAGCAGGCAGCCUGCCUGGAACAGAUCCGGGAGAUGGAAAAGCAGUUCCAGCAGGAGGUGCUGGAAGAGUACGAGGCCAAGAUGAAGGGCCUGGAGGUGGAAGUGAAGGAGUCGGUGAGGACCUGCCUCAGGGCCUGCUUGCCCUCUGUGGAGGAGGACAAGCCUGAGAGGCCCUGCAGGGUCUCCAGGGAGCUGUGUGAGCAGGAUGCACUCACAGAGAAGACAGAUGCCCAGGAGAGCCUCCUCUGAUGCCCCCAUGCCCUUGGGACGUUCUGCAAGGACAUUCACCCUUCUCUGGGACGUGGGUCCAUUCCCCAUGGAGGAAAGGGCCCCAGCACUGUGAAGCUGUGGGAAGCUGGAGCUCCCUUGGACUCUGGAGCCCCUUUCUCAACAGCCAGGCUAAGUAGGAGGCAGGAACCAGGCCAUCUGGGGCCCAUCUGGGGCCUGGAGGUCCUCUCCAAGCCAACAUCCUGCUCCUCCUCCUUCCCCUUCCCCUCUGAAUAAGUGUCUAUCACAUGUUUGAUGAGGGCAAAAGAAUAUGAACUUGGAGGCAGGAAAUGGGGUCCUGGCCCCACUCUGCAUUUCCUAGUGUGCCACUCUGGACUCAGUUUCCUCACCUGGAAGGUUAGGCCUGGCCACCUGGAACCUCCACUCCAUCACCUGUAGUUCAAGCAGGUCCAAACUCCAAACUCUCCUGCCAUAAGGCGGGCAGCUCACCCUGGCUUCUAGGCCGCAUCUUGGGCUUGCCCUGAGUUGGCCUCAUUGUCAGCUCCCUGACACUCCCAGCACUUCCUUCCAGCUCCCUGGGUACAGCUGCUCCCAGGAUCCCAGACUAAGGUGCUUUCCCUGCCUCCUGCCCUUGGGGGAUGGGAGGCUGAUGAGGAAAAGCUGCCUCAGCUGUGUGGCCCUCAGGCCACUGAGACAACUGGGGCUGCGGGUGAGGGGAGAAGGACGGCCUUUUGUGCACUCUCCUACCCAGAGCCCAGCCACCCCUUUUCCUAGGCCUGGGGGGUACUUCCCAGCAUGUGCCCCCGCUCAGGCUGUCUGACAAGGUCAGCACCAUUUUCUCUCCUGACUUUAUGAGGUUUAUUUAUUUUUCUCUUUCUUACUCCUACUAAAG
Kogia breviceps (pygmy sperm whale) is the source of this 4723-nucleotide messenger RNA. The record is from RefSeq and is a predicted model, not a curated record. NCBI's taxonomy places the organism in Eukaryota, Metazoa, Chordata, Mammalia, Artiodactyla, Physeteridae.